GCGUGCUAGUAGUCACGUACCGGAAGUUUCUACGUGUUCAGUUUGUCCGGAAGAGUUGUUUUCACUAAGGCACAAGAGGUGGAUGAGCUUUCUUUUAAUAAUAGCAAUAUGUUGCCGACCACCGCGUCGCAGAAUGGAAGCCUGAGCGCCCGCGAUGCGGCCCGUCACACAGCGGGUGCCAAGCGCUACAAAUACCUGAGGAGGCUGCUUCACUUCAAAGCCAUGGAUUUUGAAUUUGCCAUGUGGCAGAUGCUAUAUCUCUUCACCUCCCCACAGAGAGUCUACCGCAACUUCCACUACAGGAAGCAGACCAAGGACCAAUGGGCCAGGGACGACCCGGCCUUCCUGGUGUUACUGAGCGUCUGGUUGUGCGUGUCUACGCUGGGCUUCGGGCUGGUGCUGGACAUGGGUUUUGUGGAGACACUGAAACUGCUGCUCUGGGUGGUGUUCAUAGACUGCAUCGGAGUGGGCCUGCUCAUCUCCACGCUCAUGUGGUUCGUCACCAAUAAGUACCUACUGAAGCAACCCAGUAAAGACUUUGACGUGGAGUGGGGCUACGCUUUUGAUGUCCAUCUCAAUGCCUUCUACCCCCUACUAGUCAUUCUGCACUUCCUACAGCUCUUCUUUAUAAACCAUAUAGUAAUGAUAAAGUCAGACUGGUUCCUGGGAUACUUUGUGGGGAACAGUUUGUGGCUGAUAGCCAUUGGCUACUAUCUGUACAUCACCUUCCUGGGAUACAACGCAUUGCCCCAUCUGAAGAACACAGUGGUUCUGCUCUACCCCUUCGCCCUCCUGGGUGUCCUCUACAUCCUCUCACUCUCCCUGGGAUGGAACUUCACCAAAGGCCUCUGCUGGUUCUACAAGUACCGCGUCCAGUAGACACAAUGGGUCAGGAUCAGAGGGGGCCACUGAUAGUCGACGGUGGCCCUAUCUGCCAAUGGGCUCCAAGGACUAAUGGACAAUGCUUUCAUGUUGGAGUGUGAAUGGAUGGGAUGAUGCAGUUUUGUAUACUUUGUAAAUACUUUGGUUGUAAGAUAUAUUAAUUGUGGAUUGUUUCUAAGAUGAUCGGUUUCCUUUUAUUUUGAAACGACAUACUGAAAAUCCCGCUUACUAAAGGCGGGUAAGUAAUGGAAAGUGGUGAAUGUGAAUGUAAAACGAGGUUUGUCAGAAUGUAAACUUCUGAACACAUUCAAUAAAAAGGUUUUACUUGA
Messenger RNA from Esox lucius (northern pike), 1211 nucleotides. It is a transcript of the gene unc50, whose product is annotated as unc-50 homolog (C. elegans). The record is from RefSeq and is a predicted model, not a curated record. Lineage: Eukaryota; Metazoa; Chordata; Actinopteri; Esociformes; Esocidae. Bases 109 to 879 code for a protein of 256 amino acids. Gene Ontology annotation, cellular component: Golgi membrane. The transcript has 6 exons.